Messenger RNA from Closterium sp. NIES-65, 2025 nucleotides. The record is from the annotation of a GenBank genome assembly. Lineage: Eukaryota; Viridiplantae; Streptophyta; Zygnematophyceae; Desmidiales; Closteriaceae.
AUGUCACGUCGGAGCCAGAACCCGUCCAUUCGUGGACGGCUCCUCCUAGCUCUCGCCGCGUUGUUCCUCUCCGCCGUCCUUCUCAGCUCCUUGUUCCGCGUAGCAGACGCAGCUUCGCGGGAGCUUCUGGCGGCCGACGAGGCAGUGGACCCGGAUGGCGUCACAGGAUGCCAUCGUGGCGAUGGCGUGUGGGCGCGCUGCGUCCCUCUCACGGCGGGGGAAGUCAGAGAGAUGUUCCGACCGGGGACAGACCUUGGUGGCGUGACGACUCUGGUGGAUGCCGAUGAUCAGGAUGUUGCCGCCAACGCAGACCACUCCCGAAAGCUUGCUGAGGUGGAACUCCCCGAUGCUGACGUGGAUGAGAGCGUCUCUGACGUGGAAAUCGUGGAGGAGGUUGUUGCCAUCAGCAGCGAUGACGUGGACGCCGUGCUGGAAGAUAGCAUCGGCCUGGAUGACGUGGCCGAGCAGAGCGUCCAGCCUGCUGACGUCACGGUAUAUGACGUGGCACUGAUGGUUAACGAGCAGCAGGGGAAGAUGGAGGAGGAGGCGGAGCAAGGGCAAGGGUAUUUAAGGAUGGCCGCCGCGGACAGCGCUGCUAACGCUGAGAGUGCUGCUGUUAGCGCGAGUAGCGGUGCUGAUGGGGAGGGAUCCGCGGACUCCCCGCGGCGACGCGUGCUGAGGGAGCUGGGGUACGGGUACUGGUUCGCCGUUGAUAACCAGCUGCUGGACGAAGAGGGGCGCGUGAUUAAAUUCUCUGGAGUGACGUGGAAUGGCUUUGACACGGAGAACUGUGUGGUGGACGGCAUAGCGGGCGGCAGCGGCUCGUCCUAUUCGGACCACCUGGAUAAGAUCCAGGGCGCGGGGUUCAACGUGGUGCGGCUGCCCUUCUCCACGGAGUGCCUCAUGUACAACGAGAGGACGCCCGCACGGGAGGCAAUCGAUUUUGAGCUCAACCCGGAUCUCAAGAACAUGACUGUGAUUCAAGCCAUCGAUGCUAUAGUGAAGGCGUGUCGCGACCGUGGGCUGAGGGUCAUUCUCGCCAACACGCGCAUCGGCCCCGCCCUGCCGCCCCUCUUUGAGGACGACCUGGGCGUGUGGUGGGACGCAGGGCACUCGGAGGCCGUGUGGAUCGGCAACUGGCUCAAGCUGGCGCAGCGAUACAUCGGGGAGAGGGCGGUUGUUGGGGUCGAUCUAUACAACGAGAUUCACAACCACCCGUCGCAUCCCGACAUCAUAUGGGCGGGGGACAACGUGGGCGAGCCGUACAACUGGCGCACUGCUGCCAAAAGGGCUGCGGACGCCAUUCAGUCGGUCAACCCCGACCUGCUGAUCAUUGUGCAAGGGCUGGGCACGCAGUACACAUGGCGGGGGGCGGACCAGAGGGGGGUCAUGGCACACCCGCUCAAGCUCAAGGUCAAGUACAAGCUGGCCUACGCAGUCAACGAUUUCGGCCCAUUUGUGGACCCCAAGAAGCCCUGGUUCAAGGACCCCAACUUCCCAGAAAACCUCGAGGGAUACUGGGACACUGCGUUUGGUUUCAUCCCCCAGAAGAACUUCACCCCCCUUAUAGUCACGCAGUGGGGCAGCCGGUUCCCCUCAGUUGAAAACACGUCCACGGAUUUCCAGGAGAUGCAGUAUUUGGAGAAGUUUCAGCGGUAUAUCCGGUCGAGGAGUGCGGGGUGGGUGUGGCUCACGUGGGGGCCAACGAACAAGCAAGUGGGCGGGCUUUUAGCUAAGAGCUGGAAGAAGAUGGAGCAGCCGAAGAUGUCGUUUCUGCAGCCGAUUAUGCAUCCCGGGUUCGGGCCGGCCAAUGGGGAGCAGCCGUGGACGGCGCCAGAUCAUGAUAAGCUGGUGGUGUUUUCUCCAGACACGAACGUGACUGUGAUCGGAUCGGGAGAAGACCUGAGUCCUAAGCUGCAGCGCCCUCAAUGGAAUGCUGCUGCUCACAGCCCUCAUGGCCCAGUGGCUUUCACACUCAUGUACUGCCUUGUCCUAGCUUUUAUUGUGUCACUUAGUGCAUUCUGA